UGUUUCCCAACCGCGUUUGACUCUGUUCUGCGCGUCGGACAACAUGGAAUGUUGGGAUGCUGGAGGCGGCCGGCUGGGCCCGCCAUCCAACUUGGCCGCCUCUUCAGACCCCAUAGCACUUCCAUUACCCCCAUAUCAUCUCUCACCGCCCUCCAUGCAUUCCUAGCCCCAACAAACCUUGCCUCCAAGACACCUGCAAUUUCCUAUACCGCCAAGGACUUGCAUAAACUCUAUUUGGACGUCAAGUCCCUCCCUCCGCGUCGUAAAGGACACCCGCUCAACACUUACGAGCUCAAUGAACUGCUGGCAUUAUUUGGGACUCUUUCCAUCCGGCCACCGCGUCAAAAAUGUACAUACUUGCACCAAUUUGCGUCCCAUCUUCGUCCAUCCCCUUUUCGCACCUACUGGGCCCUUGUCCUGGAACUGGCCCAAGAAAUUCGUGUGCGAACGCCUCGACAACCGCUUACUGGAACACAUCACUACUGGGUCAUGCGCGCCUUUCUUUCUCGAGCCAGCUCAACGCCAAAGACUCCCCGUGACCCUUUAGAUGAGGCAACUUCCUAUUACCUUCGUAUUCGCAACACCCCCGAUUCUGAGGUCCACAUCCCAUACCUCUAUACCAUGCUCAAACUACGACGUCAUACCCACCUUCCGCAGACCGUACGGCUUUUGUGUCGCGCUCUCACUCGUCAUCCGUUUCCUAAUCGCCGACUUGUCAACCUGCUUUGGGAAGUAGUACUGGGAGACAGUCGUCUAGUCACCGCAGAGCUGCAGGAAAUGAUACUCCUAUCGAUUUCCACUCGUCUGACGUCCAUUCCCAAACCUCUCCAAACACAGUCCGUCAAAACCACAACUUUGACGCGACUAGCUGACGCCCUUACGAUGCAAGUGUUCCCUUGCUACCACGUCCCGCUUCCUACUGUAGUCACCCAAUGGACCGCGACAAUUGCCAAAGAAGCUUUUGAUCCUUCUCUUCCUAUUGCUUCACGAUGGAUCAACUUAACCCUCCUGGCCCUCCACGCGUCUCCCGCCACAAUCCCCCAUGAUGCAUCUGACGGCCAUGAUGGCAAGGCUCAUCCAGUUCUCAGCACCAUCCUCGGCCUCGUGACAUUGGAGCGCUCCAUUCAGCCCAAUCAAGGGGAGAGAGUGCGAGGGACCUUGCGACAUAUAUGGCUUGAAUGGAAGACAGUCGUUCAAGUUCCUCGAACGGUUCGUGGUGCUGUGAUGGCGGCGUUCUUCCAUCUGGCAGGGCAAACAUAUGACAAACGGCUUGUGGAGGUCUGUCGCCAGUAUUGCCUGUCCCAUUCUUUGUGGAACUCAGCUCCAUUGGCUGUUCUCGUCAACUACGCCCACGCUAUGCUAUCAACGAGAAUGUUGCGUUGGGAUGACUUGUUUGACUCCAUUCCUGUAGAAAGGCAAGCUAGCGUUGCCGGCUCGUUGCUGGAGUCUUUGGUCAACCUGGACAUGAACACUGCGCAAGGAUUGUUCGCUUUCUGUCAGCACAAUAAUAUCGCUACCUCUGGUCGUUUUGUUCAUACUCUUGGGCUUGUUGUCGCUCGGACCUAUUUUCCAAGUCAGGCCAUUGCUCUCCUCCGCGACAAGACUUUGUCGUCAGAUCAGUUGGAAGACCUCUUCAAUCGAAUUAUGGGCACCUUGCGACGGGAGGCACACCCUUCACGUGAUAUUCCAUUAGCAAAUGAGUUGUGGUGGACUCUGAAGAAGCUCUAUAUCGACAGUGAAAGGACACCGCACGACAAUGUCAAAUUUUCCAUUCGUUAUGCGCUCGUAAUUCUAGCUGAUUCGAACUAUCCUGUUCAAGCAUCUGUCCUUCUAAAAGCUCUCUACAAGCGGCAACCCAGCUUUUUCAGCAGUCAUUAUUUUCUCCGGAUGAUGCGUGUUCUUGUCAAACGCAGACGCGUUGCAGCAGUGUCGUUACUCGAGCCAAUGAGGAGUUUCCCCUUACUCACGCGACUCAACUUCCGUCGGAAAUUGGCUUUGCGUUUGGCACAGACUGGUGCGCACACUUUGGCUGGAUAUGCUUGGCGGUCUGGAGGCAAGAUAGGGCAGAGAAGAUCGGGUCGGGAACUGCUCGCUCGUGCUGUUCGUUUUCGCGUCAAUAUCCGAGAUGGCCGGCCCCUUCGACCAUGGGCUGGGAGGAUUAUGGCCAUUCUACGUCGACGUUUUAAGGAGCCCAAAACUGUGGAGUUUGGCGUGUUUUUGCUUACUCGCAUUGGACGAAUACGUGAUGCUAAACGUAUUCUGGAGGAAGUUCAAGCAUCUGGGCUAGACUCAAGCACAACAACACGACUCGGAAAUGCGAUUCUCAAUGGCGCCCUUCAUCGCUCGAAGAGCAAGAAUGCGCGAUUAGUCCGUCAUGUUCUUAACAACCGCGAACAGCUUCACAAGAGCGUUGGCUUCCGGGCAGAUCGUGUCACUGUGAAUAUCAUCGUCAAGGUUCUCUUGCGGUGGCCACGGUAUAUGGACACACAGCACAUUCGCAGGUUAUUCGAUCACAUGAUUCGCAUGGGUUACCCAGCUCCUGGUGGGCCUCCAUUUCACACGAGAGGAUCUCCGCCGAGCGCUGUAGUUGCGUUAGAGCUUCCGCCGUUUAUUUCAUUCGAGCGACAUGUGGUGCCUCUCUACAAAAUGUUCAUUAAGGCGCUGCAUCUACAAGGCGAUGCAGAGGGAGCAGGAAUGGUUGUAGGUAUUCUUCAGGCGACUCACAUGACCGUGAUCACCUCGCCUCAAUCAGCCUCCAUGAGCAACAAACGCAAGCUUGCAGACGCAUUCACGGCGCUCGACAAUGCCGUGGAUCCACCGCCUGCUGCAAAACGUCAGAAUACGACGAGCCGUUCACUAUAUGCGACGCUGGCCAAAUACGGCGUGAAAUCCAAGCCUUCUACUACUCCUUCAUCCCUCAGAAAGAGCACGCCUCACCUGACUGCUGUUUUGGCCCGUGCAGCAGCCAGAACGCGGAAAGUCUUUCCUUUCGCGUCAACUUCGCAGCCCCUUCCACCGACAGCUGAGUAUCGCCCCUCCUCCGUCUCGUCUUUCCUGGCCCGUCUCGCCACAUUCAAAAUCGCGACAUACUCGCUUAAGCCGGCCCAAAUCGAUGCUGUUGCCGCCGCCAAGUGUGGCUGGACCAAUGAUGGCAAAGACAGACUGGUCUGUGGGUUGUGCGGUGUUUCAUGGGUUGUAGCAGCCAGAGACGGAAUGUCAAAGGAAGCAGCGAAUGCCCUUGUUGAGAAACAGCGUGCGUCGCUCGUGGAUUCUCACAAAAAUGGGUGUCCAUGGAAGACUCGUCAAUGCGACCCUUCUAUAUACCGUGUUCCUCUUCAAGCACCUUCGGCGAUGAUACGAGACCUGAAAAAGAAUGCGGUCGUCCUGGACCCAAUAAUGCAACAGAUUGAGGUACAACAUCCACUCUCAGCGAGCCAGCUGGAGGCUCUGCGUUCUGCUGUUCAUGAGUUCAAGACCAUAACGCUUGACGACGACGAAGGUAUUAGUGAACAAACAUAUUCUGACGACGAGAAGCCUUCCGAUACUGCCCUUCUCACUGCUCUAUUCGGAUGGACACCCACUCCUCCUUCUAGUGAACAGCGCUUUCCCUCAAUAUCGCGGCCAAUGUCGCGUGCUAGCUCACCAUUUCCGUCCACGCCUAUUCGCCCAUCUCUAGCCAAACUCCCUUCCACUCUAACACCGGCUGCGACGCCUGGAAUUUCAUCUACACCACCCAGCACUCCUCCUCGACAGUUCCUGCGUCGAAUGUCAGGGAGCAUAUCUUUUGCCUCGCCAAAACGCGAAGUCUCUACUUUGCAUUGCGAGCUUUGUCAGCGACGUAUUGGGCUGUGGGCCUUUGCCCCCCAACCGGAGCCGCCCUCUACCCCUCCCCCAGCCAACGCACGGCCACCUCCUCCAAGGCGACAGUUGGAUCUACACAAAGAGCAUCGUUCUUUUUGUCCAUAUGUUGUCCGUUCAACACAAUUGGCCUCCUUACCUUCAGCAGACGCCACCCCUUCAUCGUCUCCGACAGAGGGCGUUGUUGAAGGCUGGCGUGCCGUCUUAAACAUCAUCAGACGUUAUGGGUCUGUUCAGCGGCAACGAACAGCGUCAUUGAGACGUAAACAGGGACUGGCUCCCAUGGAUGUCGACGGCGAUGCCAUUGAUAAUGUGGAAGCCAUGAUGACGACGGUGAAAAAGCAAGGGGGACAGAAUCUACUUUCCUAUGUAAAGGGGUUGCUUGGUUAG
This is a messenger RNA of Mycena indigotica, 4248 nucleotides long. RefSeq lists its product as uncharacterized. Lineage: Eukaryota; Fungi; Basidiomycota; Agaricomycetes; Agaricales; Mycenaceae. Gene Ontology annotation, cellular component: nucleus. The record is from RefSeq and is a predicted model, not a curated record. Gene Ontology annotation, molecular function: zinc ion binding. The transcript is spliced from 6 exons. Bases 49 to 4248 code for a protein of 1399 amino acids.